Messenger RNA from Nannospalax galili (Upper Galilee mountains blind mole rat), 516 nucleotides. It is a transcript of the gene Cripto, whose product is annotated as teratocarcinoma-derived growth factor 1. The transcript has 6 exons. The coding region runs from base 1 to 516 and encodes 171 amino acids. The record is from RefSeq and is a predicted model, not a curated record. Lineage: Eukaryota; Metazoa; Chordata; Mammalia; Rodentia; Spalacidae.
AUGGCCCACUUCUCUUCCAGUGUGGUUUUGUUGGUGACCGUUUCCAAAGCUUUUGAAUUGGGAUUCGUUGCUGGUGAGAACCUGACCUUUAGAGAUGACACCAUUCAAUACAAGGAGGAACCUGCAGUACGUUCUCAGUCUUUCCAGUUUGUGCCUUCCAUGAGGAUACAGAACAGUAAGUUAUUAAAUAAAACCUGCUGUCUGAAUGGAGGGACCUGCAUCCUGGGGUCCUUCUGUGCUUGCCCUCCUUCCUUCUAUGGACGCAACUGUGAACAUGAUGUACGCAGAGAGCACUGUGGGUCUGUCCCCCAUGGCACCUGGCUACCCAAGCAGUGUUCCCUGUGUAGAUGCUGGCAUGGCCAGCUCCACUGCUUCCCACAGACCUUCCUACCUGGCUGUGGUGGCCAUGUGACGGACCAGGAUCUUACAGCUUCCAGAACUCCAGAAUUAGCACCAUCUGUACCAACCACUUUCUUGCUAGCUGCCAUCUGCCUUUCUGUGCAGAGUUACUAUUAA